CCCGCGGGACCGGGAUUUACGGGACAGCCAGCGAAGAACAGACUGGCCGUCGGAGACGCCACCUUUGUUAAUGUCAUUCAUAGUAACGGCAUUCCGCCCAAUGGUGUGCCAGGACUUCAGGGUUUGGGUGAUUUGGAAGCUUUGGGAAACAUUGAUUCAUACUUUAAUGGAGCUGUGCUCAACUUGUUGCUGUGUAGUCAUGUCAGGUCUAAUAAUAUUGCUAUCAAUGACCAGUCCUACGGUCAGAGCACAGGUUGUCAGCCCAUUGGCUAUCACUGCACCUCUUAUGAGGAUUUCAUGAAUGGUCUUUGCGGUGAUUGUGGAUCCGAUAGCAAAGCCUGUCGACCAAUGGAAUUGAAUUUAGAUUAUUGGGACAAUAAAAACAAUUGGGAUAUAAUUGACACAAAUAAUAAAUUUUACAUCAAUACAGGAGACGCGCGUCAGUCUGGCUAUUGUUUGUCUCACUAUCAGAUUGUGGUAAGCAGUGGUCAAAGCACUUGUUCCGGUAGUUUAGAGAUACAGCUCUCAGAUGGAAGUAAUGUGAAAAUGUCGUUAAAGAGUAAAAAUCAGAUUCAAACUAAUGAUGGUAACCAACAUUACGCUACUCUCCAUACGGUGGCCAACCCUUUGCCAAUCACUACAACCGCUACCAUUAAAUCCCAAUUCGGCACUAAUUGUGUUAUAAAUGAGAUUAGAUUUAAUUUCAUGAGUAACAUUAAUGAAAGUUCACACAUGCCUGGAAUAUAUUUGCCCAUUUGGCGGUUAAAGGAGACGGUCAAGCUGUUAACUAAAGUGCCCAUAAAAACGCAAUCAGACUAUUGUUUUGGCAGAUAUGCCAAAGGGUUUGACGGUUUCAUCAAUAAAGCGGGUCUUUUACCGCUCGCUCCCAACCAAAUGGACGUUAACUUUAUGUUAUUUACGUGUAAAAACAGAAAUGUCAAUUCAAAUCUCACUUAUCUCUCCACAUCGGAUGAGUGGAAGGCCGCCGGUUAUGAUCCCAACAAAUUCAAAGACCUAUGGCUGGAGCACUCGUGUGUGAAUGUUAUAGCCGUUGAUUGGCAUAAACCGGCCAACGCUAAAGACUACGUGCAUUCGGCGGCCAAUACGAUGACAGUCGGGCAUAUGAUUGGAUGUGUUAUUAAUAGACUGACCACAGAGUUGGGCGCAAACGCCCAAAACUUUCACCUCCUGGGCCACAGUCUGGGCGGACAUGUAGUGGGCUUUGCGGGCAAAUUUGUAAAGAACCCACAGAUCGGUCACAUCACAGUCGAUGAUCCCGCGGGACCCGCUUAUAGCGGGGAACCCCCGCAAUAUAGGCUCGACCGGACAGAUGCCACUUACGUGCAAGCGAUACACACCAAUACACCGCCACCCAAUGAAAUACCUGGUGUUAACGAUUUUGGAAUAAUGGAUAGUAUUGCUGACGUGGAUAUUUAUGUUAACGGAGGUAGCAAACAGCCGGGUUGUCCCGAUUUGAAUGAAUUUGAAAAGACUAUCUUUAAGGAUAUUGCGACAGAUCGAUCACAUUUAGGCGAAGAUUUAAACAACAAGGGCUUUUGUAACCACCAGCAUUCCAAUUUCUACGCCCUCAACGACCAGUCCUAUGCGAACAGUCAGGGCUGUCAACCCAUAGCC
Messenger RNA from Medioppia subpectinata, 1635 nucleotides. The record is from the annotation of a GenBank genome assembly. NCBI's taxonomy places the organism in Eukaryota, Metazoa, Arthropoda, Arachnida, Sarcoptiformes, Oppiidae.